AUGUGGGGAAAUCCCAGCCAUCUGGCCGAAAUGAACCGAAUAAUAUGCGAGACGCAUAAGCGCAAGGACGUGGAAGAGUCAAGUAACGCUGAGUUGGAGGUGCUUCUGCCAGAGACCAACCGCGACGAUUCCACUUAUGACGGAAUUGAUUGGGGAGGAGAACGGGUAGCGGAAGAGAUCUAUGCAAAGGUAGAGAAAAUAGAAAAUGAUGGUAAAAAGGUCUCCCGAUUGUCAGUAACGGGCUACAGUCUGGGUGGAUUGGUCGCGCGAUAUGUAAUUGGGAUCCUUUUCCAGAGAGGUUUCUUCAAUGAAGUGACCCCGGUCAAUUUCAACACCGUUGCGACACCGCAUAUUGGGUUGUUGCGCUACUCUUCGUUCUUCUCUUCCGUCACCCAUGCCCUGGGACCGAAGCUACUGUCAAGGACGGGGGAGCAGUUCUACGGAGUAGACAAGUGGUCUGUUAGAGGAAGACCCCUUUUGGAUGUUAUGGCAGAUCCAAAUCGUAUCUUCUACCAGGCUUUGGCCAAAUUCCAGCAUAUACGGAUUUACGCAAAUGCCGUCAAUGACCUGACAGUACCAUACAUCACGGCCGCCAUUGAGCCGGAAGAUCCCUUCGUCGAACACGAGACGAAUGGUAUAAAGAUUGAACUGGACGAGAAGUACGAUCCCAUCAUAAAAUCGUAUUUCCUUCCUUCAGAGCCUCCCGUCAUCCCGAAGCCGUCAGUGCUAUCCAGGGAAUGGUUUGCAGGUCUCAAACCUCGACCAUUCUUACCUCCACCGCUACAAUUCGCUUUCCCUUUCAAUAUCCUGAUGUACCUCGCCCUACCGUUCUUAGUGCCGGUGAUCAUAACCCUGGUGCUGAUACGGUUUACCUCCGCUUCUAAGUCGUCGCGAGCUCGCAUCCAAUUACUCGAAAGAGACGAGUCCUACCGGAACAGACUUGUCCAUUUGAUCUCGGAUGUCGAAAAAGACGUGGAGGGUGCCGUUGGCGAGUUCAUGGUCGAUGCGGGCCUGACAUCGGACUCCAGUCGCUCCGGGGAACAGAAUCUCGAGGAUGAGUCACUGCAGGCCAUGCAAAAGCCGUCCUCACAUUAUCCUAUCCUCAGCCCUGCGCAACGGACUCGCAUCGCCGCGCUGAAUAGCUUGCCUGGCUUGCGCAAAGAAAGGGCAUUCAUACACCCGACCAGAAAUUCGCAUGCCACGAUUAUCGUCCGGGAUCCCAAGCGGUUCCCGUUUCACAAGCGGGGAGAGGGAGUCAUCAGACAUUGGGCGGACCAUUUCAUCCUGUGA
Messenger RNA from Gloeophyllum trabeum ATCC 11539, 1290 nucleotides. RefSeq names its product DUF676-domain-containing protein. Lineage: Eukaryota; Fungi; Basidiomycota; Agaricomycetes; Gloeophyllales; Gloeophyllaceae. The transcript is spliced from 7 exons. The coding region runs from base 1 to 1290 and encodes 429 amino acids. The record is from RefSeq and is a predicted model, not a curated record.